UUGUGUUGUGUCGCACUCUGUGGUGGUCGCACUGUAAACAAAUUCUUUUCUUCUAUUUACAUUUUUGUAACUAAAAAAUACUUUAAAAAUUUAUGCUUAAGUAGGUAUAUAAUAUUUUUAUAAUUAUGCAAGAGAUAAAACCAUUAAAAUUAGACAUCUAUAAUGACAUCGUUGAAGAUUUCAAUAAUCUAUCAUCGUAUACUCGUAAAACAGAAAAUGAACUCAAAAAUAAAUAUAAAAGCCUGCCGUCAUGUACUUUGGGCAGUAUUAUAUCAUUGUUGGUGCAAAGAUCUAUGAAACUCAACUAUAGAAAAUCUCCAGUUAUAUCUAGUAAAUACCAUGAAUUAUACGAAGAACUCAUGAAAGAUAAGAACAAGGAUAAUAUAAUUUUAUGGUUAUCUGAAUCUCAAGGAAUAAGUCCAGCUCUUUUUGCUAGAUCAUUAUUACAAAAUGUUUAUAGUGAUUCAACUAUGACUAAGAAAUGUAUGAAAGACACAACACUCAUUGAGGAUAAGGACCUGGCUUAUCAAGUAUUCUUGGGAGUCAUGAAUGACAAUCAAUAUGGACCAUUUGCAGAUGUUAUUAAACAAUCAAUUGGACUUGAGUACGAACUCAGAUUAGAAAGAGAACUAAGAUUGAUGAAUAUUACGUUUUCUGAUGAAAAUAUGUUACGAGCAAGAGGAUAUGACAAGACUCCAGAUUUUAAACUGGAUAUACCUAUUGCAGUCGAUGGAUUUAUUAUAAACUGGGUUGAAAGCAAAGCAUUAUUUGGCGAUGAAGAAAAUCAUUCGGGUUAUUUAAAAGAGCAAUUACUGUGUUAUUGGAACCGAUUCGGACCAGGAUUAGUAAUUUAUUGGUUUGGUUACUUGGAAACAUUGAAUUCAACUCCAGAGGUCAACAACAUGUUUAUCUUACGAACAAGUUUUCCAGAAAAAUCAAGUAUUAUUCAAUAUAAAUUUAAUGUGUAAAACUUUAGAAAAUAAAACUAAGAAUUAAUAUGUAUUCAGUGUUAUG
This is a messenger RNA of Chilo suppressalis (striped riceborer), 1014 nucleotides long. NCBI's taxonomy places the organism in Eukaryota, Metazoa, Arthropoda, Insecta, Lepidoptera, Crambidae. The record is from the annotation of a GenBank genome assembly.